UUUACUAAACCAAGUUGUUUUCUGAGCCUGAAUUGUGAAUCUCAGCUAAUUGGUUUUAAACACAGUGAAGUAAAAGAUGAUGCAGGUGGCGCUAUGCGUCUGGCGGAAACAAAGAAGAACUUCCGGGUAGCAGUGAUGGCUUCCAGGCGGCCGGACAGCUUCGACGGGCUCGGAUACCGCGGCCGUGACAACCCGCUGUACGGACCCAGCUAUCCUGUCAGGAGUGCCGGAGCCCCCGCGGAGCUUCAGCACCACCACUGGGUCACCACGCCCCCAGACAUUCCCGGCAGCCGCAACCUGCACCCUGGAGACCGCACGCCGCAGUACGACCGGCCGCUGGGGGAACCCGGAGGCUCCGGAGCUGGAUGGGACGCUCCGCAGCCCAGCGUUCCACCGGGCGGUAUGUUUGUAGAGCAGCUGAGUCGAUUCGCAGGCUUUGGAAUAGGACUGGUCAGCCUGUUCACUGAGAACGUCCUUGCUCAUCCCUGCAUUGUGUUUCGCAGACAGUGUCAGGUGAACUACCAUGCCCGCUGCCACCACCUGUCCCCGUUCAGCACUGUUCCUGUCAUGUACUCCAUUACCAAGGCCCAGGGUGUGAAGUCUCUGUGGAAGGGAAUGGGCAGUACCUUCAUUGUUCACGGUAUAACGCUGGGAUCCGAGGGCAUCAUCAGCGAGUUCACCCCCCUACCACGUGAGCUUCCUCACAGAUGGAGCUGGAAACAACUGACUGGACACCUGCUGCUCAAAGGGUUAACAGCUGUAGUGGCUCUGCCGUUUUAUUGUGCCAGCCUCAUUGAGACCGUGCAGAGUGACAUUGUGCGGGAUGAAUCGUCUUCUGGGCUGCUGGACUGUAUCCGUGAAGGUCUGGCUCGGUUGUUGGGCGUUGGAGCUCCUCAUAGUCGCCGCCUGCUUCCUCUCAGCUGUUUGCUGCUUCCUGCUGCACUGCAUGCUGUCCUGCGAUACACUGUUUCCUCCUCAGUCCAGCGGGUGGUGCUGUGGUUUCACCAAAGGAGCAGGAAACCGAGGGCAGACCCCUCCAACCCUCUGGAUGCCUAUUUCCCAGAGCUGGUAGCUGCAUGGUUGGGGGCACUGGUGGCCGAUGUGGUGGUGUUUCCUCUGGAGACUGCACUGCACCGCCUCAGCCUGCAGGGUACACGCACAAUCAUUGAUGCCACAGAUGGUCCAGUGGCAGCUGGAACCAGUGGCAGCCCACUUGUGCUGCCUGUAAACACACAGUACGACGGCUUCUCUGACUGCCUCCACGCCAUUCGCCGUAAGGAGGGUGGGGCUGGCUUCUAUCGGGGCUUUGGUGCUCUGCUGGCACAGUAUGCACUGCAUGGGGCACUGCUUGCUGCAGCCAGGACCCUGCUACGGCUGCUGCUGCUGGACGGGAAGAGCAGCUAGAUUUGUUACCAUGAAAGGAGUAGCUGGGAUGGUUACUUGUCUGACAUACAAGUUCAAAAAAAUGUUAAUUCAUGAGAGUCUGAGCAGCUAAUAUUAGGGUCGGAUAAAAAUCACAGCACACAACAAACAGCAAAGGGGAUGGGCAUACUAACAACACAGCAUCACUCAAACACAGCAGCAUGUGUCUUCAGGACAAAACCACAGCGCCAUUGUGGAAACCUACUGGAAAAUAUCUGCAAGCUAACUAGCCUAGCAACCACUCGUUCCUAUAGAACACUACAACUUAUAGUUGUUCCUUUGGCUCUGCUGGUAGACACUGUUCAUGGCUUUAAUAUGGUAACAGCAGUGCUCUUGACUCUGAUUGGUGUCACUGUCUGCAACACACUUUUCAUCUGGUCAUCAAUGAAACAGUUUAGCUCAGUCAGUGUCAGUCAGCGUGACAUCAUUUCCUCUCCGAGCAUAAACCUGUUGUACCUGUGCUUGAAUUCUGAAAAACGGUGACGAUAAACAAACAAAAAAUGUACAAAGAUGUAAUUACCUGAAUCUAGAUGAUUAACAUUAGAGCACUAUUAAUGAUGUUUAAUCAAGUGAAUAGACAACAUGUUAAAGGAAAGGGGUGUUUUUCAAAAUAUGUCUGAAACAUAAAGAUUAUUCAACGUGUUUUUAAUUUCACUCGUUCCUGUUCUGUUGUAAAUGUGAAUGAAACUUGUGAUGUAAACAACAAAGAUAUUUCUACUUUACAUUUGUUUUCAAAUUAAUAAAAUCACAAAUUAAUGUGCUUUCAGAUGUGGUUGUUACAGUUGUACACAUACACAACAUAAAAUCAGAUAUUAAAUAAAAUCAAUAAAAUCAGGUACCUCCGA
Messenger RNA from Betta splendens (Siamese fighting fish), 2267 nucleotides. RefSeq names its product solute carrier family 25 member 46 (gene slc25a46). Gene Ontology annotation, cellular component: mitochondrial outer membrane. Gene Ontology annotation, biological process: mitochondrial fission; axon development; mitochondrial membrane fission. Bases 94 to 1404 code for a protein of 436 amino acids. Lineage: Eukaryota; Metazoa; Chordata; Actinopteri; Anabantiformes; Osphronemidae. The record is from RefSeq and is a predicted model, not a curated record. The transcript has 9 exons.